This is a messenger RNA of Mizuhopecten yessoensis (Yesso scallop), 4152 nucleotides long. RefSeq names its product cytochrome P450 3A9-like. The record is from RefSeq and is a predicted model, not a curated record. Bases 35 to 1366 code for a protein of 443 amino acids. NCBI's taxonomy places the organism in Eukaryota, Metazoa, Mollusca, Bivalvia, Pectinida, Pectinidae. The transcript is spliced from 12 exons. Gene Ontology annotation, molecular function: steroid hydroxylase activity; iron ion binding; heme binding.
UAAAAUGAUUUUGUUGUUUUAGGGUACAACUGAAAUGGAGGAUAAGUGGCUAAAAGAAUAUGGUAACGUUUUCGUGUGGUAUUUUGGUUGUAUGCAGAGUAUAACGGUCAAAGAUCAAGACAUACUGAAGGCGGUACUCAUCAAAGACUUCUCACAAUUCUGUAACAGGAAAUUGCUGGAUACGUCCCCAAGUCCUCUGGAUAAAGGAAUAUUCUUCCUGAGAGACACUGACUGGAAACGGGUCCGAUCUAUCAUGAAUCCGACGUUUAGUUCUUCAAAACUGCGGACGAUGAGUGACGAUAUAAAUAAGUGUGCGAGGAACCUGGCGGAGAACUUACUGAGGUGUACGGAGAUUGACGAAAGCAUAGAAAUAAAAGACUAUUAUGGCGCCUUUACAAUCGAUGUGAUCUCCAUGACUGCCUUUGGUUUGGACGUAGAUUCACAGCGAAAUUCAGAUAAUCAACUCAUCCAUCACAUGAAAAAGAUAUUCAACAACGCGUCGGUUCCCAUCCCCGUGUUUCUGUGUGCUAUAUUUGGGGAUUGGAUGAUGACUCUUCUAAAGUAUUUGAAGAUUUGUUUCUACCCACGUGACUCCAUGGAAUUCUUUAACAGAGAAGUACGAAUGAUGAUAGAGGAACGGAAGAGAAAUCCUACGAAUCGAACAGAUUUUUUACAAUUGAUGAUCAAAGCAUCACUUGAGAUUCCCGAUGCGAAUGCAAAUGAAAAAGCUGAAAGGAAAAUGCUCUCUACAGACGAGAUCAUCGGUCAGGCGUUUCUGUUUUUCCUGGCUGGGUAUGAGACGACAGCAAGCUUGCUGAGUUUCACCGCCUACGAGAUGGUGUGCAACCCAGAUGUACAGGACAGAAUUUAUGAGGAAAUUGUCGAGCAGCUAGGAGACGAGGAACCGACAUAUGACAAUAUCGGUAAACUGAAAUACAUGGAACUGGUUUUGAAUGAAACCUUGAGACUAUAUCCGACUCUCUCCAGGAUAAAUCGUGAGGCUGCCAAAACCAUUGAAAUAAAUGGAGUGACUAUUCCUAAAGGAUCAGCGGUUACUAUCCCAAUUAGGGCUUUGCAUCAAGAUCCGGAAACCUACCCGGAACCCACAUUGUUCAAACCGGAAAGGUUUAUUGACUUCAAACCGAACCAGAACAACAUCAAUUUCCUGCCAUUUGGCCAUGGUCCGCGAAUGUGUAUUGGAAUGCGGCUUGCCUUGAUGGAAGCAAAGAUAGCCGUGACGCAUGUCCUACGUCACGUCCGGUUUGUGCAGGCUAUUGACACUGAGAUUCCGAUAACGCUGAAGGAUAUGGGACUGACGGUCCCAAAAACUCCUAUCCGAUUAAAGGUCAAACCACGGAAGGCAUGACGACAGGGGUAAAUGGGUAAAAACGAAAUCCGGUGUUUAUGAACUGUUCUUCUACUUUGUUAAUUUGUUAUACUCAUAUAAUAACUAAUAUAGAAAUUAGGACCAGUUGGUGUUCAGACAGAAUAGAUGUUAUUUAGGACUGUAUUGCCUAAUUUGUUUUAGCUUAUUGUUAUAUUAAUUUUCAUUAGGGAUCAGCCAUAACUCCUUUAACAAGUCAUAUGUACAUUAUCUGACCUUGUCAAACUUGUAAAUAUAAUAUCUUGUUCAAUAUGCAUCAACUGCCAGUUUUUGUAUACAUAUAUGUAUCCGUAUACCUCGGCACCAAAUGUCUUUAUCGCAUGCUCAGGCAACUCAUUGUAACGUUUAUGGCUGAAAAUGACUGUGGUUUGCUAGCAGAACAGAAGGACGUUAUUUCUCUUGCAUCAUCCGAAGCAUCACAGAUCUGCGAGUCUUUACCAAUGGUAUACAAUACACAGUAUAAAAAGCAACACAUUGCCGUUGUCAUGUCUAUGAAGAAUUUUACUGUGUUUAAUGGUCACAAAAUCUUCUCCUUGGCUGUGCAAUAGCGAAUAAUUGAGAUGUCAUAAAUAUAACGAACGAUAUCAGUUCAGUCGCCUGUGUAGUUCGCCCGUUGUUAGUAUGAUAUGACCGGGUACAAUGCUAUGCUGGGUGUCCUCAUCAUGUUAUUUCAAUGAGAUGGCAAUAUAAAGUCAGCAUCAGAUCCGCCCUGUCGCAAGGAGGUUAGUCAACCAGCAUCAUAUACCCUACCACCAGCACACGUUCACAUAUACACGCAUACAUUACGCACGUGGAGGCACGAUCUCAAAUUGACUGUUGAUAGGACGUCAAACCAUAUAAAACUAACCUAUGCCAAACCUAUUAUUAAUUCAUUGAACAUUUGCCUCAUAUUUAAAGCAAUACUUUUUUAAGCAAAAAUUUAGCGUAAAUUGAAAUGUAAUCAUUCACUGAAUUUCUUAUAAUCUAUUAAUAUUUUGUAUGAUUUUCCAUGGGCAAGCAUUGACUACAAAUUCGACCAUUUGUUUAUAUACAUGUAUAGCAUAAGGCAUUGAAUGAGACACUAAUGUUAACGUUCUCGCGAGUAAAUAUAAAGUUUCAUUCAGCAAAGCUACACUAGUUGUAUGUUAUAAGUACACACUUUUUUACUAAAUGUUAAUUUGGCAUAUAUUUUAAGGUUAACUUUGGCUUCUUCUUAAAAGAAAAUAAAAAUGCAUUGAACAUGCCCAGUAAAUUCUUUUAAUUCAUUCCAUGUACAUAUCGUUAAGUAAUAUAAGUGUUAGUGUUUGAGCUCUUCAAACGUUUGUAGUUAUAGUAGUUUCCGGGUUAUCUCCCUUUAUCUAUACCUGUGUAACAUUUUUUAUUGUGUUGUUACAGCCUUAUGACUAUAUUGAUUUCUCCAUUGAAACUCAGUGUCGGACCCAGGAGGGGUUUUGGGCUUCAGGAAACUCCCCCACCAUGAGAUUUUCUUUAAAAAUCAUGUAUUUUCACCAUUUUCCUCAAUUUUCCCCCCCUUGGAACCCCCCCCCCCCCGGAAAUUUGGAACCCUCCAAAUAGGUCUCCGGAUCCGCCACUGAAACUGAAUAAUGUUAAAAGCCUUGUUACUGUCUUACUGUUACUUAAAUGCUGUAGUGAUACAUAUUCAAUAUUACAAUGUAUAUUAUGAAAGUGUUCCUUAUGACAGCAUGUCUGUGUUUUAACAAUCUGAUACACUUACGUACUAAACGUCACUGCAUAAUUAAUACAUCACGCUCUAUAACCGUCGUACAGUCGUGAACUGUUAUAAACAUUAACACUCACUAUCUACAGUCUGGACCCGUUUAAUCCAACUUGUGUUUCUAGUUACCCUACCUAGUGAUUAAAAAUCCCAGUUAGUUGGCCUGAUUAUUAGGACAAUUCUAUAGAGCAAUAUGUAAAUAUGUUCCCAAAGUUAUGACUGGAUGACGGAUUGUACGGACAGUAUCCAAAUGAGAUUGUUAGAUUCGCCGCCAUCACCUUAUAAUUAAAUUUUAAUGCAACAUUUUUGUUAUGUGUAACGAAAUGGUAGUUGGUGUGCCGGUCUACUGAGGCAGCGGAUGGGGCGUGUGGUGAGAUGACUAGGUUUACCGGGAGUAAAUUGUUACCAUCUGUGUACUUGUGUUAUGGUAAUGUCAUCAAAGACUGCCUCUACUGAUGGUAGCCGUGUUCAACAAGUGACUUCAUAUGUUACCAGCCUAUCUUGUAUACAAUACAUAACUCCGUGUAGCUAAUAUGUCGAUGGUCUGAUGAAAAUGAGCUCUUUCCUCAGUAAAGAACUGUUACACUGUAAGUUAUACUGAAUGUGUGUAUUUUUUAUGAUUUUUAUUUUUGUUUUUGUUUUUUACGGCAUCAUUCAUUUGACAUUUGAGAACACAUUCUGCACAUUAAUUAUAUUUGGAGUAUAUUUUUUUUCCUGUGAACUUGCGUAAACCGCGAAUUUAAAAACCACUUAAAUAAUAUGUGUACAAAAAAUAGUAAUACGUAAAACACUACAAAAAUACAGAAAGCUAUAGCGACUUACAGUUUUAUAUAGAAAUAUAUAUAGAGACCAGCCAAAAAAACGAUUACGUGUUAAUAUAACAGCAGAAGUCUACAAACGUUUAAAACACGUGUAUAUAUGUAGUAGGUAAACAAACAUUUAAAACAAGUGUCUAUAUGUAGUAGGUAAACAAACGUUGAAAACACGUGUAUAUAUGUAUUAGGUAAAGAAACAUUUAAAACACGUGUUUAUAUGUAGUAGGUAAACAAACAUU